GGUCAUUCGCUUCCGAACCGGGCCCGAUAGCCCGUGGAACGAAUAACCGGGUGACCCCCUGCCAGCCAUAGCCAUAUAUAGAUACCCCUAUCCGGUUCACAGUCAGGUAUCAUCAACUCGACCAGCCUGACACCAUCGCCCACAUCACAGUAGCUAGACUAGAUUCAAGCAUGCCCCAACUCGCUUCCACCUCUGGCAAACAAGCCCUGGACGACCUUCUACAGUCGUCGGUCGACUCGCGCGAGGUCCCCGCCGUCUUCUUUGGGGUGACCAACGCCGAGGGGACGUUGUACUCGAACUGUGCGGGAGAGAAGCGGUUUGGGGACGAAUCUCAGGGGCAGGUGGAUGAGGAUACUACUCUGCAGUUGUUCUCUUCGACCAAGUUGUUGACGACCAUCGCCUGUCUGCAACUACUCGACCGCGGUCUAGUCACCCUGGACGACCCAGACCUUAUCGAGACCCAUUUGCCGGAACUUGCCUCGCUCCGGGUCCUUAAGGGGUAUAAAGAUACUAGUACCGACGAUGGAGAUGGUAAGGGUGGAGGGGAACCUAUUUGGGAGGAGCCGAAGACGAAGAUUACUUUGAGGAUGUUGUUGUCACAUACUUCCGGCAUGGGAUAUACGUUCAACUCCCCCGACCUGGACCGCUGGACGAAAGAGACUUCCCACCCAUCGUUCCUCGGCCCAAAAGCUUCCAUCGACUCGUACGCACUCCCAUUAGUCUUCGAGCCGAAGACCCAAUGGCAUUAUUCCGUGGGGAUCGAUUGGGCUGGACAUCUCGUACAUCGCCUAACCCAUCUUUCCUUGGAAGAAUAUUUCAAAGAACACAUCUUCAAGCCAUGCGGGAUGGAGAGUACGUCGUUUUACCCGACGGAGGAGAUUAGGAGGGAGGCUAUGGCGGUCACUUACCUCGACCCAACUGAGGGGAAAAUUAAGAGUUAUCCUGAUAAUUAUGGGUCGUUGCAUUAUGCACGACCGGAAAGGCCGGAGGAGGUUGGGGAGUUGGCAGGUGGAGCGGGGUUGUUCGGGACAGCUAAGGAUUAUUUGGCCUUCUUGAGGGGGGUUCUGGCGUGUGAUCCUUCUCGACAAAGCACCAGCGAUGAUAAUGGGACCUCGAAGUUGAUCUCGGGAGAAUCUUUCCGAGAACUCUUCAACGAUUCCAUCCCCCGCACGGUCCCCAAAACAGGCUUACUCUCGAUGAUGCAACGGCAGACGUAUCACGACCCGACUUAUACCCUGGAAGAGGUCGGGCAUAGCGUAGGGCUGUGUUUGAACUUCCGGGAUUCGAAGUAUGGGAGGAAGGCUGGGUCGGGGUGUUGGGAUGGGGCGGCGAAGACGCAGUAUUGGUUGGACCCUGUUAGUGGGAUCGCGGGCGUCUGUUUCACGAACAUCUUCGCUCAGAACCCUAACCCUUUCAUGGACCUGUACACCAAGUUUGAGAGGACGGUGUAUGACCACCUCGAGUAGAGAAAGACGCCUUGAUUUGUCUUUGUAUACGGGUUGUGAAAAGCGGAAAGGGCAGACUAUGUCGUCGGGAUGAUUAAAAUCGUUGUAUUCAGUCGAGUUCGAGUGCCCGCGGAAGUCGAGAUCUAGUCGACAGUCGAUAGAUGUCCACCAGCACUCGAGGAGCUAGGAGACAGCCAG
This is a messenger RNA of Filobasidium floriforme, 1643 nucleotides long. Its product is annotated as beta-lactamase/transpeptidase-like protein. NCBI's taxonomy places the organism in Eukaryota, Fungi, Basidiomycota, Tremellomycetes, Filobasidiales, Filobasidiaceae. The record is from RefSeq and is a predicted model, not a curated record. Bases 171 to 1466 code for a protein of 431 amino acids. The transcript has 5 exons.